AUGUCGGCCACCGCGUCCCAGUUCGGAGACUGGCCAGCGACAAAGGUCCGCCAGACCUUCCUCGACUACUUCACAGAGCAGAACGGCCACUCGUUCGUAAAGAGCUCGUCGACCAUCCCGUAUGAGGACCCGACAUUGCUCUUUGCCAAUGCGGGCAUGAACCAGUACAAGAGCAUCUUCCUCGGCACCGUCGACCCCUCGUCACCCUUCUCCAAGCUCAAGCGCGCAGCCAACUCGCAAAAGUGCAUCCGUGCAGGCGGAAAGCACAACGACCUGGACGAUGUCGGAAAGGAUACCUACCACCACACGUUCUUCGAGAUGCUCGGGAACUGGUCCUUUGGCGACUACUUCAAGAAAGAAGCGACGGCGAUGGCAUGGAACCUCCUUACGCAAGUCUACGGCCUCCCUCCCUCGCGUCUCUACGUAACCUACUUUGAAGGAGGCUUCGGUCUCCCCGCCGACCUCGAGACGAAGAACCUCUGGCUCGCCCUCGGCGUUCCGGAAGACCACAUCAUCCCUGGAAAUGCAAAGGACAACUUCUGGGAGAUGGGCGCAACGGGACCGUGUGGACCUUGUACGGAGAUUCAUUACGACCGGAUUGGGGGCAGGAACGCGGCGAGUUUGGUCAACAUGGAUGACCCGGACGUCCUCGAGGUCUGGAACGUCGUCUUCAUCCAGUACAACCGCGAAGCCGACUCGUCUCUGCGCGAACUCCCGGCCAAGCACGUCGACACGGGCAUGGGUUUCGAGCGCCUCGUCUCGGUCCUCCAAGACAAGCGCUCGAACUACGACACGGACGUCUUCCGUCCCCUCUUCGACAAGAUCCAGCAACUCACCAACGCGCGCGCGUACGAGGGCAAGCUCGGAAAGGACGAUGUCGAUGGGAUCGAUACCGCCUACCGCGUCGUCGCCGACCACGUCCGGACGCUCACGUUCGCGAUUUGCGACGGUGGCGUGCCGAGUAACGUCGGGAGGGGGUACGUCCUCCGCCGCGUAUUGCGCCGCGGAGCGCGCUACGUUCGGAAGAAGUUUGGCGUCCCGAUCGGGUCGUUCUUCUCGUCCCUCGUUCCGACACUCGUCGAGCAGAUGGGCGGCUUCUUCCCCGAGAUCCAGGGCAAGUUCGACGACUUGAAGGAGAUCCUGGACGAGGAAGAAGAGUCGUUCGCUCGCACGCUCGACCGCGGCGAGAAGCUGUUCGAGUCGUACGUCCAGCAGGCGCAGAAGGAGGGGUCGACCACCUUGCGCGGCGCGGACGUGUGGAGGUUGUACGACACGUACGGAUUCCCGGUCGACUUGACGCUCCUCAUGGCGGAGGAAGCGGGGUUGUCGAUUGAUCAGGCGGCGUUUGAGGCGGCGCAGGAGGCGUCGAAGGAGGCUUCGAAGGGUGCGGGGAAGAAGGGAGACGGUCAAGCUGUCCGGCUCGAUGUGCACGAUAUCGCCGCCCUCGAGGCGAACGCCGACGUGCCCAAGACGAACGACGAGGCCAAGUACGGAACGGGCAACGUCGACUCGGUCGUCAAGGCCAUUUACCGCCAGGGCAAGUUUGUCGCCUCGACGGAGGAGCUCGAGGAUGCUCAGCAGGUCCAGCUCGGUGUCGUCCUCGACCGGACGAACUUCUACGCCGAGUCGGGUGGACAAGAGUACGACACGGGCCGGAUCGUGAUUGACGGACAGGCCGACUUUGUCGUCGAGGACGUCCAGGUCUUCAACGGCUACGUCCUGCACAUCGGACGCGUCGUCGAGGGCUCACUCAAGGUCGGCGACAAGGUCGUCUCGUCGUACGACGAGCUCCGUCGCUGGCCCCUGCGCAACAACCACACCGGCACGCACAUCCUCAACUACUGCCUCCGCGAGGUGCUCGGCGACCACGUCGACCAGAAGGGCUCGCUCGUCGCGCCUUCCAAGCUUCGCUUCGACUUUUCCCACAAGAGCCCGAUCCCGACUGCCGAGCUCGACCGCAUCGAGGACAUGUCGAACGAGUGGAUCAAGCGCAACGUCAAGGUCUUCAGCAAAGAGAUGGACCUCUCGACCGCCCAGAAGAUCCCCGGCCUCCGCGCCGUCUUUGGCGAAGCCUACCCCGACCCCGUCCGCGUCGUCACGCUCGAGUUCUCACUCGAGGAGAUCCAGGCCGACAUCGAGAACCCCAAGUGGCGUUCGACGUCGGUCGAGUUCUGCGGCGGGACGCACGUGCAAAAGACGGGCGAGAUCAAGGAGUUUGUCAUCACCGAGGAGUCGGGUAUCGCCAAGGGCAUUCGUCGCAUUAUCGCCAUCACGGGCGAAGACGCGCGCAAGGCUUCGCAGCUCGCGAACGACUCGGAGGCCCGGUUCGAGCAGAUCAUCAAGCUCGACACGGUUGAGAAGGAGAAGCAGCUCAAGGCUUUCGAGCUCGAGGUUGCGACGUUGACGGUCUCGGUUGGACGGCGAGACCGCCUUAAGCAGCGUAUUGCGGCGGAGCGCAAGGCCAUUGUGGAUGCUGCGCGUGCGGCGGAGAAGGAGCAGGGCAAGGCUGUCGCCGACGAGGUCGACCGGUUCUUCAAGGAGAACCCGGACGCGAAGGUCAUGGUCGCUCGUCUCGACGCCGCCAAGGGCAACCCGAAGGUCAUCCAGUCGGCCAUCAGCCAGGCCAAGACGCUCUCCAAGGCCGGCUACUUUUUCUCGGCGACCGAGGACGGCACCAAGGUCGCACACCUGAACGUCCUACCCAAGGGCGAGAUCUCGAAGGAAUUCAACGCCAAGACCUGGUUCAACGCCGUCGCUGCGAUCGUUGGCGGAAAGGGCGGAGGAAAGGACGAUGGCGCGCAAGGGUUCGGCGACCAGGCGGACAAGAUUGAUGAGGCCAUUGUCGAGGCGAAGAAGUUGUACGAGUCGCGAUAG
Molecule: messenger RNA, 2874 nt
Organism: Rhodotorula toruloides NP11
Lineage: Eukaryota; Fungi; Basidiomycota; Microbotryomycetes; Sporidiobolales; Sporidiobolaceae
Product: alanine-tRNA synthetase
Exons: 6
Coding region: 1-2874 (957 amino acids)
Biological process (GO): alanyl-tRNA aminoacylation; tRNA modification
Cellular component (GO): cytoplasm; mitochondrion
Molecular function (GO): ATP binding; nucleic acid binding; aminoacyl-tRNA deacylase activity
Source: RefSeq, a predicted model, not a curated record